AGGAGGUAGCUAGCUUUUAACGGUUAUGAAAUCUAAACUAGUAAAGUUGUUUCAAGAUUCCAUGUAAGCCUCCCGACCGGGACUUUGAACCUUCCCAUUGGAGAGACGACAGCCAAAAGGAACCGUGUCCAUCUUCGGUUCCUCUGCCUCUCUCUCUCUCUCUCAAGAAAAUUUAUUCCUUUCUUCCACAACUUGGAAAAAAUCUUACUCUUGUACUUGUCUCUGCUUUAGAUCUCUUCUUUUUCCACAAGACCAAAUCUUCUCGGGUGGGUUUUCCCCGAUCUGGGUCGGAUCUGAUUCCUCGGAAGCAACGAAUCUCGAGGCUUCUUUUUGUGUGUGUUUUUUUUUGGCUUUCCGGGGAAAGGCUAGAAUCAUUUGCUCUCUUCUCUCUACAGCGAAAUAAAAAGGAAGAUAACUUCCCCUUACUUGUGGUGGUUGGUAGCAGCAGCUCUUUGAUCCAAUCGUCCUUCUUUGGUCUCUCUGCUUCUUGAUCUGGGUAUACCAAAAAGUUUCCUUUUUUGGCAAAUAUUUUUUUUUCUGGGUUUAGGAUUUCCAAUUUCGAUCUGUUUUUUCGGGUUGUUGAAUGAUUUGAAUUUCGAUUCCUAGCGUCUUAUAUCUGUUCAAAGCUGUCGGCUUUCCUCUAGCCAUUUGGGGAUUUUGCUUGGGUUUUGGGUUUUAUCUCCAAUUUUUCCAGAUUUGGUUGCAAUUAGGUUUAUAAAUUGGUCUUGGGUUGAAAGGGUUUUAGGUUUUAAGAUGAUGUAACUACUCGAGUUAGGUUUCUCUUUGAGUCCUUAAAAAGCUUUUAGUUUGUUAUAUCCCAUCCCACUAGUGAGAGAUAUGGCAAGCAGCAUUGAUGUUACCAAGUACGGUCAUAGCCCUGUUCAUCACGCUGUUGUCACCAGAGAUUAUGCUGGUCUCAAGAAAUUGUUAUCCGCUCUUCCUAAGAUGCGUGACCCUUCUGAGGUUAAGAAUGAAGCAGCUUCUGUAGCUGAAGAGACAAAAGCUGAUUCAAUCGCUUCUAUUAUAGACAGGCGUGACGUCGUGAACCGAGACACGGCUCUCCAUUUAGCUGUGAAGCUCGGUGAUGAGACCUCCGCGGAGAUGCUUAUGGCAUCGGGUGCUGAUUGGAGCUUGCAGAAUGAGCAUGGAUGGAGCGCACUACAAGAAGCUAUUUGUGGUAGAGAAGAGAGGAUCGCUAUGAUCAUCGUGAGGCAUUAUCAGCCUUUGGCUUGGGCUAAAUGGUGCAGGAGGUUGCCUCGGCUUCUGGCUACCAUGCAUAGAAUGAGAGAUUUCUACAUGGAGAUCACUUUCCAUUUCGAGAGUUCUGUCAUACCUUUCAUUUCAAGGGUGGCGCCUUCGGAUACUUAUAAGAUUUGGAAGAGGGGUGCUAAUCUUAGAGCGGAUAUGACGUUGGCUGGCUUUGAUGGUUUCAGGAUUCAAAGAUCAGAUCAGACUAUACUUUUUCUUGGAGAUGGGUCUGAGGAUGGUAAAGUUCCUUCCGGUUCUCUUCUUAUGAUUUCACAUAAAGAUAAGGAGAUAAUGAAUGCUUUAGACGGCGCUGGAGCUGCGGCAUCAGAAGAAGAAGUUCGCCAAGAAGUGGCUGCAAUGUCCAAGACAAGCAUUUUCAGACCCGGGAUCGAUGUUACUCAAGCUGUUCUCUUCCCACAAUUGACAUGGAGGCGUCAAGAGAAGACAGAAAUGGUUGGGCAAUGGAAAGCUAAAGUGUAUGAUAUGCACAACGUAGUUGUUAGUAUAAAAUCAAGAAGAGUACCGGGUGCAAUGACCGAUGAGGAGCUUUUCUCAAACACUAAUCAAGAAAACGAUACAGANAGUUUUAAGAUGAUGUAA
Messenger RNA from Camelina sativa (false flax), 1848 nucleotides. NCBI's taxonomy places the organism in Eukaryota, Viridiplantae, Streptophyta, Magnoliopsida, Brassicales, Brassicaceae. The record is from RefSeq and is a predicted model, not a curated record.